Messenger RNA from Staurois parvus, 432 nucleotides. NCBI's taxonomy places the organism in Eukaryota, Metazoa, Chordata, Amphibia, Anura, Ranidae. The record is from the annotation of a GenBank genome assembly.
UUACAGGAAGAAACAGACAGCAUUUCCUGCCAGGAACAAAUUAAUCGAUCCAUUUAUUGGGCAGAUGGCUUUGUGUUUGUCUUUUCAAUCACUGACUAUAAUAGCUACCGUAUGAUUAGGCCUUUGUACCAGCACUUAAGGAAAAUCCACCCAAACACCAAAAUUCCACUUCUUCUGGUAGGAAAUAAAGCUGACCUUUUAAGAGCCAGGCAAGUGGAAUCUGAUGAAGGUCUUCAACUUGCUAAUGAACUGUCUGGUACAUAUGCUGAAGUAUCUGCUAGAGAAAACUAUGAAGGGGUAUAUGGAGCUUUCUAUCAACUGUGUCAGGAGGUUGGAAAGAUGAUCUUCAGCUGCAAUGGGGAAAAGAGAAGAGGACUUCAUCUUGUGCGCCCCAGAUCUCCUAACAUGCAAGACCUGAAAAGACGCUUUUAA